Molecule: messenger RNA, 5233 nt
Organism: Eleginops maclovinus (Patagonian blennie)
Lineage: Eukaryota; Metazoa; Chordata; Actinopteri; Perciformes; Eleginopidae
Gene: plekhm1
Product: pleckstrin homology domain containing, family M (with RUN domain) member 1
Source: RefSeq, a predicted model, not a curated record
CUUCAGCUGGAUGGUGAUAGUGACAAGAGAGGUCUUACCUCUCCAGGAAACAAAUCUUAGUUAACGCUCUUUUUUUGCAUUUUUACGUGUUUUGGAAACUAUGGAGACCGACUGUACGGUUGAAAUAACUUUAACGUACAUUUACUGAAUAUAUAGUCAUUUCCGGAGGAUAUUACGGGUGUCUCUGGACCUUAAUGGCAAGUUAGACAGCCUUGUUUCGUUUACCAUGUGUGCGUAAAACUUCCCAGAAGAUGCCAUGCUAGCUACACAGAUACCAGAUGCGCCACCUGAGGCUAAAGAUGUCAAACAGAUCAAAGAUAAGCUGGCAAAGUCGCUAAAGGCCCUGCAGAAGCGAUAUGUGACGUCAGACGCAGUGGUAACCAGCGAGAACAGCGAUGCUAACCUGCUCUGCUGUGCGCUGGAGGCCAUCUUCAUCCACGGUAUCAAGAGCAAGUACGUCCGCUCCGAGGCUGGGGGCCGGAGUAGGAAGGGAGACAGAUGUCCACUCCCGCAGCCUUUCUUCUGGAGCCUCCUCAAGACCGUCACCCACCGUGAUGUGGUCACAGAGCUGGAGAAGAUCAGCUUCGUGGGAACAGAAGUGGGUCGCUGCCGAGCGUGGCUGCGGCUGGCCCUCAACCACGGCCUGCUCGAGUGCUACUUGGUGUCGCUGUUUCGUGAGGGCUCCAAGUUGCGGACCUACUACCAGCCCAGUGCCUUGCUCCUGAACACAGAGGAGCGGGAAGUCCUGCUCAGCUACCUCCAGGGUCUCGCCUCUCUUACAUUCAACCUAUCGUACAAGUCUGCUGUCCUCAACGAAUGGACCACCACGCCUCUGGCUCUCGCCGGACUCUGCCCCAUGUCCCAGGUGGACACGGUCGAACUGCCCCUCAACGGCGGAGACCACCCCAACUCCAAAUCUGUAAACAAAGAAUGGGAUACAGUGUCGCAGUCGUCCGGAUCUUCAGAUACACAGGAUUUGCAGAGAGGGUGCCCAGGGAGAGGCACAGGGUUAUUACAAGGGGGCAGGAAUGCUAUGAACUCGUCAAAUGUAAGCCUGGACACCACCGGCUCCUCGCAGCUCUCCUCCAGCCUGAGCUCUGACAGCCUUUUGCAGGGGCAGGACCCCCGCAGCCCCACAGGAGAGCCCUGGUACGACCAGGACAUGCCCAUAAAUGUCAACAUCAGCACCAAGAAGCUAAAGGAUUCUCCGACAGAGUUCAGGGAGAGCGGACACUGCAGCCAGGACUCCAUGCGUGAGGACUCAUUCGUCUCCAGCACGGAUCCCGACCAGAACUCGGAGACGGCCGUUUUCAGCGGCUCCGACAGCGACACCCAGGGUCCCCCUACUUCAUCCCAAGAACUUGUGGACCCUCUUCCAAACUCUGAUUCAGAGCCCUCGCCAACAUCUGAUGAGAUUCAUGUUGACUACACUCCGUCAGAAGUGGGCAACCAUACCGCUGAGCUACUCUUGGACACAGACACGCUCUCUACUGUCGGUGAGCCUGUGGAGUCUGUAGAAGAAGAACAACAUACGAACAAUUCUCCGGAGACUACAGAGCCUGUCGAGGAAGAGAGGGAGGAAGAAGAGACUCCUGAGCCUACAGUGCCUCCAAGCUCAAGUCGCUCCACCAGCAUCCUGAGCAGAAAGCUGUCCACAGAUUCUCUAAACCAUUCUUGUUCCUGGAUCUCUGAGGAUGACAUCUACAUGCCCCACCUGGAGGAGGUGCCGGACAAUAGCGAGCCCCUCCUCCCGCCCCCCCAGCUGAGCCCUCUCAGUCACCCCCCUGGUGUCGUCCAUCGCAGACAAAGAGGGCUGUUCAACCCUUUUCGCGGCUUGCUGAAGCUCGGUCACCUGGAGCGCCGAGGUGCGAUGGGAAUGUGGCGUGAUCACUACUGUGAGCUGUCGCCCUUCGAGUUCCGUCUGUAUCUCAACGCAGAGGAGCGCACCUGCAGCGACAACUGCUCCCUGCUGCGCUGUGAGGAGGCCCGCAUCGCCUCGCCCGAGGGCCGCUUCGAGGUGGCCUUUCCUGGGAAGCGGCUGUACCUCCGGGCGGCCAAUCGGGACGAAGCCGAGGACUGGGUGGACCGGAUAGUAGAAGCCCUCAACAAAUGCCGACCAGCAGCUCGUGCUGAUGACCACUGGGAGGUUCUGGUACCAACCACUGAGAACGGUGUGGAUGCGUUGUCCCCAACCUCCGCCCCCUCUAGCCCUGAGCGCACUUCAUUAUCCUCUGACACAGGGAUGGGUGGGGUGCAGACGCCUCCUCCACAGGAAUUCGAUUGGUCUCGGACUGCUGAUCUGGAAAGGGAUGCGAUCAAAGAAACAGUUUUGUACUUCUCCAACGAUCCCGAGGCUCGGAUAUGGGCUCCUCUGGUCUUCUCCCUCUCUUUGGAGGCCUUGAAAGGUUUCCGGGUAGAAGAGGGGAGGAAGCUGCUGCGGCAGACCCACCUGAUUGAGGAAAUCCGGGACGUGGUGCCCGAUGUCUCUCUGGGAGGGCCGGCCUUUUUUAAACUCCUGACCGUCAGGGACACGCUGAGACUCCGAGCGGAGGACCCCGAGGAGGCUCGCUCCUGGAGGGUUCUGAUCCGCGGAGCUCUGGACUCAUACCUGGAGAGCGGGGAGGAGGGAGGGUCGGUGGAGCCAGCUGUGGUGACUGGAAACCUCCAACGACUGGUGCAGCACAGACUCAAAGAAGAUGGAGCCCUUCUUGUUAAUCUGUGCACUGUGCCGUCAGAGAAGGGGCUCGACACUCAGAGCUUCAAGUGUGCAGGUUGUCCUCAGCAGAUAGGCCCAUCCCGAGGCAGAGCCCGGCUUUGUGAGUUCACGGGAAAGUACUACUGUGAGUCCUGUCACCACGGCGACACCAGCAUCAUCCCUUCACGCAUGGUGCACAACUGGGACGUCGCACAAAGAGAGGUGUCUAAGAAGGCCCUGCGUCUGCUGGCUCAGGUGGAGCAGGAGCCUCUGCUGAACCUGGAGCAGCUGAACCCUGAGCUGGUGAAGCACGCAGACUCCAUGUCUGAUGCCCACGUGCUGCGGCAGAGGCUGCGUCUGCUGGGAGACUACCUGCUCACCUGCCGCAGCGGAGCUGGCAAAAAACUCCUGGCCAGAAUGGAGCAGCGUACAUACCUGCUGGAGUCGAGCCAUCUGUACAGUGUCCUGGACCUGCGACAGAUAGCAGAGGGUCAAUAUGCAAACUACCUGGUGACACUGCUGCAGUACGCCUCCAACCACGUGUUCCACUGUGACCUGUGCACGCAACGCGGCUUUAUAUGUCAGAUAUGCCACGCCAAUGACAUCAUCUUCCCCUUCCAGUUUGACAUCACCACCAGGUGUAAAGAUUGUAAGGCUGUGUUUCACCUGGCCUGCAAAGCUGCGGGGGUGUCGUGUCCCCGCUGUCAGCGGAUGAAGAAAUACCUGGAGAGGGAUCUGCGGGUCUUGAGCGCUGACGGAGAGAACAUUAACUGAAAAUCUAGCUUUCACAUGAAGUAACCUCAAGUGCAAUUAUGAGGGCGAUUUGCCUGACUUAACAGUAGAGGGCGGUGUGUGGGCGACUGUGCUGAAGUAGCUAAACUCUUGCACUAACUUAAAGUCACAUCGGACCUCAUGAUGCUGACAUAACCCAGCCAAAUAUUACUGACUUUAAUACAUCUCUGAAUCCAGACCACGCCACUGCAUCAAAACGGAGGACUGGGCAACGGUGGAGGUUGCUGCCAAGAAUCAUAUCCAACACCUUUUUACAGCAUUUUAUUUUUACUUUGCCUUACAGUGUGGGGAAUAGGGCUGUACCGAAUGUCUUUCUUUUUUUUCACGAUUGAUGUUCUUGAAUGAUGAUUCAGAUAACUGUCGUAAAAAAUACCAAAAAAAACCGGCUUACUGAAUCAUUGAUACAGUCAAUGUGUAAGACUUUUUUUUAUCAAAUCAACUUAUUUAAUGAAUAUAGCAUAUUUAGUUUUUUCAACAUAAAUACAUGUGGGUGCAGAAAUAUCAGGUUUGAAACGCAUUGGAAUUUUUCAUUUGAAUGUCAUUGUUAUGAAUGAAGUUUUUAGUAUUCGGUACAGCCCUAGCCGUUCUUCACCAUCAUGUUUACCGGAAAUGCUCCACAGAGCUUCCUGCAUUUGUCUCAGACGCACAUAUUUAAACAGAAUGCAGCAGUGACGUUGGGUGCUGAGAAUACAAAAAAAGGAAAACAGCACUUAAAAUGUUCUAAUCGGCACAUUUAUUUUAAUUGUGCCUUCUUUUUAAUUUAAGCUUUACACUAUUUUCCUUUUUGUGUGUGUUAAACAAGGGGCCAAAAAGCAUCACACAGGCUAUUAUUUUUUACCAUAACCAGAUGAGGAAAAUGAAUGAUGAUAAUAGUACAUUUCUGCAUUAGUUGCUGAUUUGGUAGAAUAGUAAAAAUCAUUAACUGAGAAGACUUUGUUGAAUGUUUCUUUGAGUAUAUUAACUCAAAAAAAUAGUUUUAAAAAUAAUCUAAUCUUGUUUGAUUCAUACUGAUGUAAUUCAUAAGGUUGCUUGCGGCAAAUUAUUAGAUAUCACAUUGAUACUGAAGUCAAAUCCAUUUAGCAUAUUUGCACCUGGCUAUGACUGUUCAAGUGAUAUUUUAUCAAGAUUUUAGUUGAAGUAAAAAGAAAUAGAAAUGAACAGAAGGUUUGCUUGUCGAGUGCAUUUAGAUAUAUACAGAACAUAUCACCUGCAAGUGGCAAGUACUGAAUACUGCAGUACUGUUGUUCAAUGUUUUCAUUUCAUUUAAUACAGAUGCAUAAAUGACCAUCAUGAAACAAAAUGUCAUUGUGUCAUUUCAUGAAUCUGUUCUGUUUUAGGCAGAAUUGAUCAUUGUAUCAGACCUGACACUUUAUUAGAGAGGUGUUGGGAAAUACAUUGACCUGGCUGACAUAUGCAUCCACAUGCAGUCAUCUACAUCCACAUGCAGUCAUCUACAUCAGAACAUUUUCUGAAGAGUAUGAAUCCUUAAAAUCAACUUGAUUGCUUUUUUAGCAUUUAAGUAUGGCUACAAUGCAAAACGAAUAACAUUAUGUUUUUGAACAUUCAUCACAGGAUGAAAAUGCUGAUUAAUAUUUGUUAUUAAGGCAAUUAUUUCCUGGGUAAUAUCUGUUUAUAAUUUUAAAUGAGACAUCCCUUAAUCAUAGUGUAAAUUUCCUCCCAAAGAAAUCCAGUGCAUGUCUGUCCUAUCUGUUCUAGUAAUUUACAUCAAUAAAAACAAAGACGCCA